Molecule: messenger RNA, 2244 nt
Organism: Penicillium coprophilum
Lineage: Eukaryota; Fungi; Ascomycota; Eurotiomycetes; Eurotiales; Aspergillaceae
Exons: 5
Coding region: 1-2244 (747 amino acids)
Molecular function (GO): protein binding
Source: RefSeq, a predicted model, not a curated record
AUGACCUCGGAUUCGAAUCUACAUCGCCCAACCGAGGCUCUCAUCCUCCCGACCAAGCGACGCUUCUUCCCGUUCAAGAUCCCCAACUUUCACUCGCAGCUUCGCAAUUAUAUUAGUACUGCUGAUCCCGAUCACAUUUAUGUUGUCGUCGAGAGAAUCGUGUACUCAAUACAAAUAUCGGCACAAAAGCGCGAAAGUGUAGCUGUGAUCCCAUUUGAGCCGCGUUGUCUAGUCGCUGGACAUGGUUGGAUAGUAGUGGGAGGCCCAGAGAAUGGCGAAUGUGCUUUCAUUCACAUCGGUGAUCGCGGAAUGCAAUUCCAUGACGAUGCGCCCUUCCAGGCCGAUGUGGAUAGUGCGCUCCCGCUCGAUCUUGAUCCACCGUCAAUGGCUUCGCCGGGCGAUUCGAAUGCCGAUUCUGCGUCAACCCGUUAUCGAAGCAGCAGAUCAUCCCCCGAAGUAGAGCUUCAUCGAUUCGGUGGAAGUAUUGUCAAUUCAGUGGCUAUCCAUCGUUUCCAUGGUGGUAGCGAGGAGUUCGCGGAUGAAGAUAUCGUGGUUUUGAGCAAUAAUGAUCGGACAGUCACGGUGUAUUCGCUGACUCGUGCGAAAGUCAUUAAGGUUCUUCAUCAUCCGACUUGUAUGAACUAUGCGACAAUUUCCCCGGAUUCUAAAUUUCUCACGGCCGUAGGGGAUGAGAAUCAUGCCUAUUUCUAUGAAAUUACUCGUGAUUUAGAAUCAUCUGGGAUAACAGAGUCUGGACAGAAACUCACGGGGUGGGAAUGGGAGCUUGUCAAUCGCCUGGCGAUGAACAUUGGGCUGCGGGCGGAUGAUGCGUGCUGCUUCACUGUCGCUUUCUCGCCAUCCAGUCGCUUGUGCGCCAUCGGAUCCCAAUCUGGAAUCAUCACGGUCAUCGAUGUCGAGUCUGUCUGCAACAACCUUGGCGACUCGGAUGAUGCCGCUAUUCUUUGUCAAUUCCCGACGUCAAGAUCAUGCGCUGAGGGUGGUGCUGUUCGUUGCAUGAUAUUUUCCCCUGAGCCAUGGGACCUUCUUGUAUGGCUGGAGGGCCACGGCAGAGCCGGCGUGGCUGAUGUUCGCCAAAAUUUUAUGCGCAGGCAAAUCCUCCAUUUAGAUUCUAAUGACCCGCAAUUACAGGAAGUCUACACGGACCUUUCGACAGAGAACUUCGAACGACACCCCGUGAGCGGGGAUGUCCUGGAGGCGACACCACGAACGCGACUCGACAACGAGGAUCUUUUACCUGAGCAGAAUGGAGAGCAAACGGAGCGGUCGUCUCUGCGAGAGUCUUUGAUUCAAGAUCUUACCGAGAGAGAAAGGUUGAUCAUGGAAUUUCUGAACACGGCACGCUGGACGUCGCGGCUGGAAGAAGGGCUUACUGAACGACCGGAGCGCCCGGCCAGGGCAAGCCUUCAACCUCAACCAGUGGCUCGCCCGCAAAAUCACGGUUCCACAGAUGGUGCCACUCGCACUCAUCGUCCUACUUCACCCCUGCGUCGCUAUGAUUCUUCUGAUGUCUCCCGCGAUAGUAAUCUGGGCCGCACUCUAACGAACCCAAGACGCCAAAGCUCGGUGGUGGUAUCUCAAGGAAGUCGACCUACGGAAGCGACGCCACCUCAUCAUGAUCGCCAAUCGGGCAUCACCCUCAGUUAUUCGACCUCGCACUCAGAGCUCACACCCCUCAGGUCAGAAAUUAUCUCUCGGGCUGGCACGGACCCUGAACCGAUCAACCACGAAACUAGCGUAUCAAAUCAACAGACUGGAGCUUCGAAUCCAAGUCUAGACAUCCAUGGCUUGAACCACCGAUCCCAACAGCCAAGCUCCAUUCCCCGGCGCGUCGAACGACCACAAACCGGAGCGGAGAGAAGAAACGACAGCUCCCGCCUCACCACAUAUGAGAUUCGUGCAAAUGUCGCUGCUGAGAGGCUUCGGAAUCAGCGCCAGAUUGCUAAUGAGGUACAUAACCGCUCUUUUGAAAGGGAACAACGACAUCGCCAACACCUCCUCGGAUUUGAACAGACACAUUCUCCCCGCUGGAUUAGAAAUAUAAUCAAUGAUCUCCCUGAUCGAAAUUCAAUGCAUGGCACCGGCGCCGAGGAGCCAGAUUCCACUGCUGGAGUUGGCUGGGGCGCCGAUGGCCGCACAUUGUACAUCGCCACAGUUGAAGGGAUUUUUGAAUUCCCACUGAACAUUCACGAUCGGAAAACAUUCCCUAUUUUCUCUUGCCGUUAA